CUUUUUUUGCUGUUAUCUUCUCUCCUUUUUUUUUUUUUUUAAUAUGCAAAUGGAGUGGAAUCAGGGCAAACGCAAUGUUCUUUUAGUCGGGCAAGUUUACCUGGACACAAUAUUACACGUGAGUGGUUUUCCUGAAGAAGACACUAAAACAAGAGCCAACUCUGUUGAACAAAGAAUAGGUGGCAAUACCUGUAACACUGCUCAAGUGUUGACACAAUUUGAUCAUAUGAAUGUGUGUUACAUGUCUGCUGCCGGAUCCCGUGAAACAUCCAGUUAUAUCACAGAUAUGCAUAAAGAAAAGCAGAUAAAAGAUUUUUUUCUUUAUAGAGACGCUUCCAUCACACCUUCAUCUACCAUCAUACACAAUGAAUUAACUGGAUCCAGAACUAUCCUCUCCCAUAACGAUAUUCAAGACAUUACAUGCGCUGAAUUUAGAGAGACCUUUAAUCACCUCAAUAAAUAUGACAACUGGUGGGUUCAUUUCGAAGGUCGAAACAUAUCUGAAACCGUUUUUCAAAUUGACUGGUUAAGUAACAAGGCAACAGAUGAAGGUUGGAGACGUCAGUUAGUGAUAUCAGUAGAAUUAGAGAAACCUCUCAGAGAUGACAUUGAAUGUUUGAUUCCAAGGGCCGACAUCGUCUUCUUUUCCAAAAUAUUUGCUCAACAUCAUGGGUUCAAAGACGCUAUCUCAUUUUUAAAAAAUUGGGAUGUAUUGAACACACAAUUAAAACCAAGUGCGAAGGCAUUUUGUACUUGGGGAGAAGAUGGUGCUGCUGUACUAGAUAACGAAACCAAAACAUUUUAUCACGCACCGGUUUUGCACAAGAUAGAAAAGGUGAUUGAUACAGUAGGUGCGGGUGAUACGUUCAAUGCGGGUAUCAUUUCUUGCCUCUCACGUAAUGGUCAGGAUAUCAAAAGUGCGACACAGUAUGCAUGUACCUUAGCUACAAAUAAAGUAGCUCAAAAAGGUUUUGAUGGUUUAUCACUCAUUUAAUAAAAUCCUUUUUUGUAUAGUCAACGCCA
Molecule: messenger RNA, 1023 nt
Organism: Mucor mucedo
Lineage: Eukaryota; Fungi; Mucoromycota; Mucoromycetes; Mucorales; Mucoraceae
Product: kinase, pfkB family
Exons: 5
Coding region: 44-994 (316 amino acids)
Molecular function (GO): kinase activity
Source: RefSeq, a predicted model, not a curated record